Molecule: messenger RNA, 519 nt
Organism: Staurois parvus
Lineage: Eukaryota; Metazoa; Chordata; Amphibia; Anura; Ranidae
Source: the annotation of a GenBank genome assembly
AUGAUUCUGGAAGCUCUGAACACUAUGCAGUAUAACAUCACAGAGGUUAUGCCCAGCCUGGCCCCAGCUACAGCGGCUUCUGUGGUGGCCUUCGUGUUUCUGUUGAUUGUCAUCUGGAGUUAUGAAGAGAUUUCUUCAAUACCGGGUCCUUCCUACUGUCUGGGGUUGGGACCUCUGAUUACCUAUGGAAGAUUCCUUUGGGCAGGAAUUGGAAGUGCCUCAAAUUACUACAAUAGCAUGUAUGGAGAGUUUGUAAGAGUCUGGAUUAAUGGCGAGGAAACACUAAUAAUCAGCAGCUCUUCAGCAACAUGUCAUGUGAUGAAGCACAGUCAUUAUGUUUCAAGAUUUGGCAGUAAACUUGGAUUACAGUGUGUUGGGAUGAAUGAAAAUGGGAUAAUAUUUAACAGCAACCCAUCACUGUGGAAGGUGAUUCGGCCCUUCUUUAACAGAGCUCUGUCUGGACCUGGACUUAUCCAGACUACAGAACACUGUAUGAAAUCCACCAAACGAUUCCUGGCA